AUGCGCAAGCUCUCCCGCAGCGGCACGGCCGCGUCCACCACAUCCUCCAACGGCGAAUCCCCCACCACCAGCGUCGUGCCGGCCUCCCUCGCCGACCCGAGCCUGCCGCUGCCGCGCCUCAUCGUCUUUGACCUCGACUACACGCUCUGGCCCUUUUGGGUCGACACGCACGUCACCCCGCCGCUCAAGGCCAACGGCGCGCACACCGCCGCCGCCGACCGCCACGGCGAGGACUUUGCCUUUUACGCCGACGUGCCCUCGAUCCUGCAGCUGCUGCCGCGCGCCGCAUCGCCGGAGAACCCCAUCAAGCUCGGCGUGGCGUCGCGCACGCCGACGCCGGGCAUCGCCCGCGACCUGCUCAAGAUGCUGCACCUGCCGGGGCCCAAGGGGAAAAAGGCAGGGGACGCGUUUGACGCGGGCAUGGAGAUUUACCCGGGGAGCAAGAUGAAGCACUUUGAGGUGCUUCACAAGCGCACGGGGAUCGCGUACGAGGACAUGCUGUUCUUUGACGACGAGAGCCGGAACAUGGAGACGGAGAAGCUGGGCGUCACGAUGAGGCUGAUACGGGAUGGCGUGACGUGGGGGGAGGUUGAAAAGGGCGUGGAGGAGUGGCGAAAGAGAAGGGGUUACAAGAAGAAUUGA
Molecule: messenger RNA, 642 nt
Organism: Akanthomyces muscarius
Lineage: Eukaryota; Fungi; Ascomycota; Sordariomycetes; Hypocreales; Cordycipitaceae
Exons: 1
Coding region: 1-642 (213 amino acids)
Molecular function (GO): acid phosphatase activity
Source: RefSeq, a predicted model, not a curated record